Messenger RNA from Equus caballus (horse), 642 nucleotides. The record is from RefSeq and is a predicted model, not a curated record. NCBI's taxonomy places the organism in Eukaryota, Metazoa, Chordata, Mammalia, Perissodactyla, Equidae.
CCGCCUCUGUGCAGCCUCCAUGGCACCCCACGCAGCUGUGCUACUGGGCCUCAGCCUGCUGACUCUCUGGACCUCCCCUGCUCUGGGUGGUGCCAACGAUGCUGAAGACUGCUGCCUGACUGUGAACCAGCGCCCCAUCCCUGGGAACAUCGUGCGAGCCUUUCGCUACCUCCUCCUCAAGGAUGGCUGCAGAGUGCCUGCCAUUGUGUUCACCACAGUGAGAGGUCGCCAGCUCUGUGCCCCCCUAGACCAGCCCUGGGUGGAGCGCAUCAUCCGGAGACUGCAGAAGAACUCUGUAAAGGCAAGCCUGACCCUCCCCAGUCCUGCCUCCUCCCUUGAGCCCCUGCCCAAGACCCCAGCCCAUGACCUUGUCUCUCCUUCCUCCUCCAGAGCAAGCGCCACAGCAGUUAGCCCAUGACAGUCCCGGAGGAGGCCCUGUGUCUGAGUGAAGGGAUGUGAAUCACUGUGGCCCCGGGGAAGCCAGGACCAGAAGGAGCUAUCAGGCCUCCAGCUCCCCUGCACCAGACCUGAACCAGCUGGGUUGUCAGUGUGAGUGCGAGUGAGAGUAAGGAGGUGAGGGGCAGGAGCACAGCUCCUCCUCGCCCAGACUGCAAUGCUUCCAAUAAAGGCCACUGGCACCCA